CCCCAAAACCCCAAAACCCCAAAAUCCAACCCUUAAAUUGAAUUUGUCAAAAUCUAAAAUUUACAAUAAUUCUGAAUGUCAGAUACACGAUCAAGCACAGACUUGCUUCUUAGGUAGGGGCUGAGUUCAGAGGUUUUUCACAAUUAACCCUUGAUGUUAAUAAAUUUUAGAGAAAAUCAAACCAUAGCAGCUAGAGACGGGCAGCAGUUUAAAACAUUGACUGCCCAGAGAGACGAAGGUGUGUUAAAAUCUGCCGUUGUGGCUGAACCAUGAACUCCAAGUGUAAAAUACCUCUCUGAUUUUCUACCUCAUAAAGCAUUUACCCAAGGAGAGAGUGAUAUCGAAACUCUCCAAGAAGAGUGAUGCUAUGUUAGGCUAAGAGAUCAAGCGGAGUCUGAAGAGGCUGAAAAGAGCUGUAAUAGCUGGAGGAUAGGAGGCAUGCUAGCAGCAUUCCUAUCCCUAGUGUCUUACACAGGGAGCAACUAUGUCGCUGGCACACAGACUGGAGAUAUCUUUGCAGGCAAGGUCGCUAACUCUCUCUCAUUAGGAGUUUUUGGGAUUGUUUAUAUUGUCUUAAUGAUUAGAAGCAAAGAUCACAGAUUUUUAAAAGCAUUCAAAUCUGUUACCAAUAUUUUUGGGAACAGUCACCAAUCUUUCACAGAUGAAGAUGUCACUGAAAUCAGGAAGGCUUUAGUGGUAUCUCUCUUGUGUGGCUUUAUGAACGCUAUAGGAAUGACUAGCCUCUACAUUGCUCUCAAUGAUGCAUCUUCUCAUAACUUUAACAUAUCGAUCUGAGUAGCCAUCCUAUCUGGAAACUGACUGUAUGCACUAUGAGCUUCCUUCUUCGUGUUUAAGGAGAAAAUAAGCAUUUUCCAGACUUUAGGAGUUUUCAUAAAUCUGGGUGGGGUACUCAUUAUUUCACUAUGCCAAUCUGGAGGUGGGGUAACCUUUACAAUGGUCAUAGGAUCCGCCAUUGCCUCUUCAUGACUAGGGGUAAGAAUAAUCCUGUCAAGAUACUGCACAGACAGAUUAGAGUCCCUCGUGUUCAUCAUGGCCAAUUUUAUAGCUGAGCUCAUCUUUGGUAUCGCUUGGAUUUUGGUAUCCUGAGUUGGCCUUUUUGAAUUCCAUAUUGAAAUUUCAGCCCAAAUGGUCGUCUUUUUCGGAGGAAUCUUUGCAGCAUGUGCAGAGAUCUUCCUAUUUAUAGGUGUUGAGAGAGGAAUCGCUGGGGCCGUCGUAUCCAUUGCAGGGACCAACACCAUACUCGUAGGAUUACUCAAUUGGAUCUUCCAAGGAGCCAUUCCUAGCUUCGUGCAGGUACUUGCAAUCGGAUUAACCACAGUUGGAAUUAUUGUCAUGUCUACCGGAGACAUGUUGCUCAACUACAUCCGAAGGCAAUUUACCGCAUCUUUAAAAUAAGAAAAAUUAUC
Moneuplotes crassus is the source of this 1427-nucleotide messenger RNA. The record is from the annotation of a GenBank genome assembly. Lineage: Eukaryota; Ciliophora; Spirotrichea; Euplotida; Euplotidae.